Molecule: messenger RNA, 2850 nt
Organism: Lolium rigidum
Lineage: Eukaryota; Viridiplantae; Streptophyta; Magnoliopsida; Poales; Poaceae
Product: putative leucine-rich repeat receptor-like protein kinase At2g19210
Exons: 11
Coding region: 1-2850 (949 amino acids)
Biological process (GO): protein phosphorylation
Molecular function (GO): protein kinase activity; protein binding; ATP binding
Source: RefSeq, a predicted model, not a curated record
AUGGAGCUAUCAACGGCGCGAGCAAUGGCGGCCGGUCCAUGGCUGUUGCUCCUCUGCGUCGCCACCGGCGUCGUGCUCCACGCUCACGCUCAGCCUGACAGCAAAGGAUUCAUAAGCAUAGACUGCGGCCUCUCGGGGGAUUCGGGGCACGUGGAUGAUACCACCAAGCUCUCCUACGCCCCGGACGCCGGCUUCACCGACGCUGGCACCAACCACAACGUCUCGGCCGAGUAUGUGACCCCGACCAUGGGCAAGACCUGGUACAACGUGCGCAGCUUCGCCGCUGGCAAGCGUAACUGCUACACGCUCCGGUCCCUCGUCUCCGGGCUCAAGUACCUCAUCCGGGCCACGUUCAAGUACGGCAACUACGAUGGCCUCAACCUCCACCCGGUGUUCGACCUCUACAUCGGCGUCAACUACUGGCAGACCGUGAACAUCUCCAGUCCGGAUGCGGUGAUGUUGGUGGAGGCAAUCGUGGUGGUGCCGGACGAUUUCGUGCAGGUGUGCCUGGUGAACACCGACGCCGGGACGCCCUUCAUCUCUAGCCUUGUGCUGAGGCCGCUGAAGCGGACGCUCUACCCGCAGGUGACUGAGGUGCAGGGGUUGACCCUGCUGGACAGACUCAACUUCGGCCCGACCAACGAUAGUUUCGUUGUCAGGUAUCCCGAUGACCCACACGACCGGAUAUGGUUCACUAUGGUCGACACGGCGACCUGGGCCAGUAUAUGGACGCCGCAGAAGGUGCAUACCGUAGACGACGACCUAUUCGAGGCGCCGUCGGCGGUGUUGCGGACGGGGAUCAUGCCGCGGAAUGUCUCUCAGAACAUAGAGCUCACAUGGUCCUCCGAUCCCACCCCGAUGGACCCUUCACCGGGGUACCUCAUCGUCCUGCACUUGGCCGAGCUGCAGGUCCUCCGCAGCAACGCCCUGCGGGAGGUGAGAGUCACCAUCAACGACAAGCCGUGGUUUACGUCGGACUUCACCUUCUCGCCGGUUUACCUCUAUGACAUCCCCUUCUACAACCGUCAACCCUUCCAGUACAGCCACUACAACCUCUCCGUCGAGGCCACAAGUAACUCCACGCUGCCGCCCGUCCUUAACGCUGCCGAGAUCUUCACCGUGGUUCCCACCACCAACCUUGGCACGGAUCCCGAGGAUGUAUAUGCAAUCACGGCAAUCAAGGCGAAGUAUCAAGUGAGCAAGAACUGGAUGGGUGAUCCUUGCGCUCCAAAGGCCAUGGCGUGGGAUAGGUUGACCUGCAGCUACGGCGCCAUUGGCAGCCGUCCAAGGAUCACAAGCGUAAGCCUGUCUUCCAGUGGUCUCAGUGGUGAGAUAUCGUCUUCUUUCACUAACCUCAAGGCAGUCCAGUACUUGGACCUGUCAAACAAUAACUUGAUAGGCUCGAUUCCAGAUACCCUUUCAGAGUUUCCUGUACUGAAAGUUCUGGAUUUGUCAGGCAACCAGCUCAAUGGUUCAAUCCCCUCUGGACUCCUCAAAAGAAUUCAAGAUGGUUCACUUGAUCUAAGAUAUGUCAACAAUCCAAACCUUUGCACCGAUGGCAAUUCGUGCCAACUGCAUGCCAAAAAGAAAAGCAACAUAGCACUCUAUGUAGCUGUCCCUGCAGUAUUGCUUGUGGUGAUAGUAUCAGUGACAGUUCUACUCAUUUGCUUGGUAAAACGAAACAAACAAGGAUCAAUGGACAACUCGAUAACGCCAGAGAAAUAUAAGAUCCCGAGCAACCCAACGACAAAUGAUGUGGACAGCCAGAGUUCGCUGCGACAUCUUGAGAGCCGUCGGUUCACGUACAAGGAGCUUGAGAUGAUAACGACCAACUUUCAGCAAGUGCUAGGCAAAGGAGGGUUUGGGUAUGUCUAUAACGGCUUCCUAGAGAACGGUAUCCAGGUUGCGGUGAAGCUGCGGUCACAUUCUUCGAAUCAAGGAGUCAAGGAGUUUCUCGCAGAGGCUCAAAUUUUGACACGGAUUCAUCACAUGAAUCUUGUCACCAUGAUUGGUUACUGCAAGGAUGGGGAGUACAUGGCACUUGUCUAUGAGUAUAUGUCUGAAGGAACCUUGCAAGAGCAUAUAGACGGAAGCAAUCGCAGUGGAGCAUGUCUUCCCUGGACACACCGGCUGAGAAUCGCCCUUGAAUCUGCCCAAGGACUAGAGUACCUACACAAGGGUUGCAAUCCACCCCUCAUCCAUCGGGAUGUGAAGGCCACCAACAUAUUGUUGAACGCGACGUUGGAGGCUAGGAUUGCUGAUUUUGGCCUGUCCAAGGCUUUCAAUAGCAAUGACACCCACGUGUCUACAAACACGCUCGUCGGCACACCAGGAUACGUCGAUCCCGAGUACCAAAUGACCAUGCAACCAACUGUCAAAAGCGAUGUGUACAGCUUCGGAGUUGUGCUGCUAGAGUUGGUCACUGGAAAGCCGGCCAUUCUUCGGGAGCCAGUGCCCGUCAACAUCAUCCAGUGGGUACGACAACGGCUGGCACAAGGAAACAUUGAGGCCAUAGUGGAUACCCGCAUGCAUGGUUGCUAUGAUGUCAAUACCGUGUGGAAGGUUGCAGACAUCGCCCUCAAGUGCACUGCACAAUCCUCAGCCCAGCGUCCCAACAUGACCGAUGUGGUGGGACAAUUGCGAGAAUGCAUUGAGCUAGAGAAUGGACACUCUCGAGAUGAUGCAAACAAUGGAUUCUACACCGGUAGCAGCGGCAAUGACCCAAACAUGAGUUAUGAUUCUUACACCACUGAUCAGUCCACCAAUGUGAGCCCGAACAACGCUUCAUUUGAGAUGGAGAAACGUCUUAUGAGGGUACCAACAAUGCCCACCGGUCCCGCUGCACGUUGA